Molecule: messenger RNA, 3495 nt
Organism: Symbiodinium natans
Lineage: Eukaryota; Dinophyceae; Suessiales; Symbiodiniaceae
Source: the annotation of a GenBank genome assembly
AUGGCGCUCCAAACGACCAUCCGCCUCAUGAGCCAUCACAUGCUACCCAAACGAUCUACUAAUGCUCAAUUAGAUAGACACAAACUGGAUCAGGAUGUUCGCAGUGGGGCGGCAGGAGCGAAGACGCUUCAACUUGAACUUGCGAAAGCCCUCAACGAGCUCCAAGACCCCACCCCGGCCAGCAUCAACUCCACGCUGCUCCAGACCUGCCAGAAUCACUACCCGGUGGAAAGGAAACCCACUCCUGCCUCUAACCCCAUAGUGCAACACCUGUGGCAGAAGCGGCGUGAAGCUGAGUACGCGGCCGACAACGGCGACCAGCGCACUGUCUACCAGGUGGUCCGUAGAUUGGCACCUUGGCAGCCUAGGCGCAGGGUUAUGAUCAAAGAUCCUCAGGGCAGACUCCUCACACUCCAACAGGAGCACGAGGCACUGGUUAGUUACAGUGAGGAUUUGUUUGCUCCGGACACAGAUCAGCCCGACCGUACGGAGCAGGGCCUUCAGUUGGUCUUCACGGUGCAGGAAAUUGAGUCGCAACUGAAAUCAAUCAAGAUCGGCAAAGCUGUCCCUCCCAAUGUUGCCCCGGCCUCGGUCUGGCGCCUAGCAGCGACGCAGGUUGCAGAACUGCUGAAACUGGCUUUUGAGCACUCCCACCAGCCGGGGAUCACACUUCCCAUUCAAUGGACAGACGCGUGGAUAGUCUGGCUCCGAACCCUCGUCCCUCAGACCAAUAUGACUCAUGCGCUGGCCACCUCGCUCAGGGGCCUUGGGGCGGAUGAAAACAUGACUGCCGCCAUCAUUUCCCUCUUAGACACAUCACGGCAAGCCACUACCUUCGCGGACGACACGUUAGUGCAAUGGCUCAUCGAGACCUCAGAAGACAUUGCACAACUAAGCAGUUUCAUCAACAAACUUCUGGGGGUCAUGCAUGACUUGGGGCUCCUGGUGAACAUCACUAAAACAGCCUGUGCUGCUUCCAGCGCUACCUUCGGACUCCUUGCUUUCGCACCCUCGGCGAAGGCAGUGGCGCUUCUCAGGGGCUGGUUCUAUCGCCAACUAAGAGCCGUUGCUGACUCCCCUGCCCAUAUCACGCAUGAGAGCAAUCAACAUCUUAGACAGAGACUUGGGGUUCAGGAUCCGGUUGACGCCACGGUUCAGCCACUUAGACACAAACUAGAGAAGCUCCGGGUAGCUGAGCCGAGCAUCAUCAAUCAACAACAAACUAUUCAGUACUGGGAGGGCAUGUUGCAGCAAUACCUCAUCUUUCAUACGGACAAUACAGAGGUUGAGCCCAGUUCCAGGCUGCUCUCGGUGCCCGCGCAGCAGACACAGCCGGUGGCCUGCACGGUCUGUGGCGUGUACUUCCCGUCAACCAAAGCCAUGAAUCACGUGCUCAACAACGUCUGUGCUUGGCAGCAGCGACCCGGCCCCACUCGGGAUGCCGAGACACAGGUCACGGUGUAUCAACCAGACAGGCACGCUCGGAGCUGCACGGUCAUCUUUCAAGUUGCGCUGGCCACUGCAUGGCAUAAAGUUGGGGCGCCGGAAACGGCCCCCACCACGAGGGAUGUGAGAACAUGCAUCACGGCAGAGUUCCUUGCCAGGCAACUAGAUCCCGCCACGUAUCAGCAGGACACACGUGAUGCUGAUGAUAAUGAAGUGAUUGACAUGCUGACACGGCAUUGUGGUCUCUGCCUACAGACCUUGACAAAUCAACAGGACUGGAGACGGCACUGUGCCCACCAGCACCAGGAGAGUUGGAAGCAGGCGCUGCAAGAGGUGGCCAACAUGUGGGGGCAACACAGCCCAAUGGAGCUCAUCAUGCGAGAACGACCGACCGAAGAGGAGACCGAAGGGCGGAAAUUUCGUCGCAGAGAGGGCAAAGGCCCGGGCAAAUCCAAAAGGGAGCCGAUGGCGGCCCCGAAUCACACGAACCAGCAGCUGGCCAGGCAAGUACAAGUACUGACCAAGUACGUCAGCCAGCACGCGAUGGCCCUGCAACUGCUGGAAGCAGACAGAAGCUGGGUACUCUGGAUGGACUCUGGAGCGCUGGGAAUUAUACCCCAGCUGGUCAAAACAACGGCCACUUGGAAGGAGAGCCGAGAGCAAAACAAAUGCAACUGCAGCCUAAGGCAAGCCCUUCUGGGGGCACUCCUGCUAGAACUGCAGGCACGGCUGGCACGAAUGGAGGAGGACAAGGCAGCGCAGGCCCCACUCAUUCAGCGGAAGCUGCUUACCGCGGAGCCAAUGGCGUGGACGUACACACGCUGGAAUCCAGACAAGAAGAUUCAGGAGCCCAAGGAGGGAAACGUGCUCUCUCAUCAGGAUGCAAAGGAGGCGAUUCACCUCCUGAAGAGAGAAGUCCUCAAGCCCAAUGUCACACAGAGAUUCCAUGCCCUGGGAGGAGUCAAGAAGGACAGGCCAGGGACCACGACAUUCGUGCUGACGGUCUCCUUGGAUGCCGACGCCCGGCCCAACAUCAACAAGGCGCUGCUUGCCCUCACGGACUCCGCAGCCACCUCGCUCAGAGGCGCACGGAUCAGGCCGGAGAGAAGUCACAAGCCACUGCCGGAGGACCUACAGCGAGCCAUCGAUGAAAAAGAGGACACAGCCGUGACGAGCACUUUGCCGAUCCGCCUAUGCGUUUUGGAGAAUCCAUCCAAUCUUUGCUACCUGAACUCCACGGUUCAAGCACUCCUGCACUUGUUUGACCAGGUGAAAGCAGCCGAUCGGGCAGGUUUCGGCAGCCUGCGCCCUAUGCUCAACGCACUGAAGAAAUGCGCUAAGCCACAGCAGCUGAGUAGACGCAAUGAUUGCAUGAAACUCCUACAGGGAUGGCAUGACCUGCAUCAACAACAUGACGCCGCAGAGCUACUCCAGCACCUCACUAAGGACGGGGUCCCUAGGAUUUUGGCUGGGAGAUGGGAGUCGAGGGUCUCAGGCAUUAGAGAGCACGAGCCGGCGAUCAUUCGGGCAUGGAAUACGGCUGUACCGUUAAUCCCCCUUCCCUGUAGCGGUUAUGCCACGACCCAGCUUGCACUAGACUCUUGGAUGACACAACCGGGCCCCCGCAACGAGGCCUAUGUGACGGCACUGGCUGCGGCUCCUGCAAUACUGAGCGUCCAGCUUCUAAGAUUCCAGGAAAAGGGUGGACGCAUCAAAAAAGUCCGCAGCCCAGUCACCAUCAACCCGGUCAUUCAAGUUCCCACUUUCACAGCAGACCAUACUCAGCAGCUUACCAUGAGUGAAUACCGGCUCAUCUCCGGCAUUGUGCACACUGGGGACACCCCCAACACGGGGCACUAUCGAUGCUUCUUUCUUAAGCCACAGUCCCACUCUUCUGAGGUUGAGACGAUUGCUGAAGCCCUUGAAGUGGGAGCCGCAACUUCGGCCCUUCAACUGGUAGACGACGGCAGGACACCGGUCAACACCACAGCUAGGGAUGUACAGCAUAUAAACCGCAACUGGUACAUACUUUUCUUUUCGCGGCAAUAG